AUAAAAGAUCUCGCUCAUAACAUAAAUUAUUUGUAAAAUCUACUUCUAAGGUGUACAAUAUUUUAAAAACAUUUUAGUGUUUAUGUGUAUUUAGCGAAAAUUUAGUGCGUUUAGCGAGAGCUUCAGAUUCGGUUUCAAGCAAAGUGCAAAAGAACAUCGUGUAUUCAAUAUUUCAUUGAAGUAUUACAUUAUUUUGUAUAUAUUUCAACAUGGCAACUACUUUUAAUGAAAUAAAAAUCUUUGCCGAUACGAUGGAUGAUAUGGAUAUUAUAAGGACUAUGACUAGUACUACGAUAGAUCACGGAAAAGCCUUCUAUAUUGUGGAUAUCGGUAACGUCAUUCAAAAGCAUCAAGAAUGGAUUACCAAGAUGCCUAGAGUCAUUCCACACUUUGCAAUUAAAUGCAAUCCGGAUCCAAUGAUAAUAAAAGUUCUCGCGGCUUUGAAUGCCGGUUUUGAUUGUGCAUCCAAGCAAGAAAUAGAGCAAGUGAUGCGACACGGAGUGCACGGUGAUCGAAUUAUUUUUGCGCAUCCUGCCAAAUAUCCGUCUCACAUAAAGUACGCCAAAAAGAUGGGAGUCGAGCAGAUGACAGUCGACAGUGAAAGCGAGUUGUUUAAAAUUAAGGAUUUCUUUCCCGAAGCUAAGAUCGUUAUACGUAUACGCUGCGAUGCGAAGAAUACGCCGGUAGUAUUGGGAUUGAAAUUUGGCUCCGAAUCCGAGGAAACUAUGAGUUUGAUACAGCUCGCGAAACAUCUCGAUUUGAAUCUAUACGGCUUCAGUUUCCAUGUCGGUAGCCCGUGCGGAGAGAUGGAGGCUUACGCAAGAGGGAUCGAAUUGUGCAAACAAUUAAUUAACACCUCCAAAGCAAUUGGACACGAGAAUGUGCAGAUGAUCGACAUCGGCGGUGGAUUUCCCGGAGAGAGUGGAACAAAUGUCGAUAUGUUCGCCACUAUUAUCAACGAUGCGAUACAGGAUCUUGAUCCUAGUAUAAGAGUCAUCGCGGAACCAGGAAGUUACUACGUAACUUCCAGCUUCACUUUGACUGCAUUUGUGCAUUCCAAGAGAAUUAUUCCAAAGAACGGCGAAACGAUGAGAAUGUAUUACAUAAAUUGCGGUGUGUUCAGUUCUUUUAUAGAUGAACUGUUAGGUAUACAAGCUAGAGUCCCGCUAUUGCUUUCCGAGCCAGUAAACCACGAAAAAUUCCUUUCAAGUAUAUGGGGACCGACUGCCGACUCGUACGAUUUAAUUGUUAAGGAAGUGAUGUUGCCCGAGCUUCAAAUAGGCGAUUGGUUGAUUUGGAAGGAUAUGGGUGCUUACUCUAUAGCAGUUGCUACUACAUUCAAUGGAUUCCCAAUCCCCAUUGUGAUACCAAUUAUUAGGAAGAGUCAAUGGGAAAAUUUUAAAGCGCAAAUUGAUUCUAUGUAAGAAUUCCUUUCUGCAAAAAUCCAUCGAGCAAUACAAUUUAAUGAGAAUAAUAGAAUAAAUUCUUAUAAUGAAAGAUAAAGCUUCGUUAAAAAUAAAAUUAAUUGUAUUAUGAAUUUAGUUUUUUAUAGUCCAUAAAAAAUAUUAAAUUAGACUUUGCGACGUGUGUACUUGAUAUCUAAUGAAUUUAACCAGGUGAUAGCAAAACUAAUUAUGCAUUAAUUAAAACAUAUUAUCAAACACUACUUUUCUAAUUUAAUAUGAUAUAUUGAUUUACAUCAAAAGUAUAAGUAAUAUAUACAUAGUAUCAUGAUAUUUUAAAAGAAAAAAUGAUAGAGAUAAGAAGAGAGGUGGUACAAAGCAAAAAAAUGUAUGCCAACACUGUGUUCAACACAUAUACAACAUACACAUGUAUAACAUACGCUAUAGUCAAAAAAUUUAGGAAGUCAUCAAAUUGCUUCGCGUUAAACAAGGCUAAUGAUGUUUUGGAUUUUAGACAAUUUAAUUAUUUAUUAUUAAAAAUUACGUAAUAAUAAUGUAGUUAACUAUGUAAUAAUUUAGCUAACUACGUAAAUUACACAAAUGAUGUUCUCUGCUUUAUCUCUCUCGAGUCUAUAUUUCAAAAUAGAUUUUAAUAAUUUAAUAGAGUUUAAUAAUUAAAAUAAAAAUUUUUUAAAAUAUUAUUUUAGCACUAUAUUCUUCUACAUAUGAGAGAUUUGAUCUAAUU
Messenger RNA from Cataglyphis hispanica, 2148 nucleotides. RefSeq names its product ornithine decarboxylase 1-like. NCBI's taxonomy places the organism in Eukaryota, Metazoa, Arthropoda, Insecta, Hymenoptera, Formicidae. The record is from RefSeq and is a predicted model, not a curated record. The transcript is spliced from 8 exons. Bases 210 to 1424 code for a protein of 404 amino acids. Gene Ontology annotation, cellular component: cytoplasm. Gene Ontology annotation, molecular function: ornithine decarboxylase activity.